Messenger RNA from Liolophura sinensis, 2809 nucleotides. Its product is annotated as histone H3.3A-like. Lineage: Eukaryota; Metazoa; Mollusca; Polyplacophora; Chitonida; Chitonidae. The transcript has a single exon. The record is from RefSeq and is a predicted model, not a curated record. Bases 25 to 435 code for a protein of 136 amino acids. Gene Ontology annotation, molecular function: protein heterodimerization activity; structural constituent of chromatin; DNA binding. Gene Ontology annotation, cellular component: nucleosome.
AAAUAUUGAAAGAGAACAGAAACCAUGGCUCGUACAAAGCAGACUGCCCGUAAAUCAACUGGAGGAAAGGCUCCGCGAAAACAGCUCGCCACCAAGGCAGCCAGAAAGAGCGCUCCAUCCACCGGAGGAGUGAAAAAACCUCACAGAUACAGGCCUGGAACUGUCGCUCUGCGUGAGAUCCGUCGUUACCAGAAAUCUACUGAGCUUCUCAUCAGGAAGUUGCCCUUCCAGAGACUGGUGAGAGAAAUCGCACAGGACUUCAAGACAGAUCUGCGUUUCCAGAGCGCAGCCAUCGGAGCUCUGCAAGAAGCCAGCGAGUCUUACCUGGUGGGUCUUUUCGAGGACACUAACCUGUGUGCUAUCCACGCCAAGAGAGUGACCAUCAUGCCUAAAGAUAUCCAGCUGGCCAGACGUAUCCGAGGCGAGAGAGCGUAGACCCCGAAAAACACUCAACCCAGUCUGCCGACUACAUUCCCAACGGCCCUUUUAAGGGCCAACCAACUCUUCCCGAAAGGGUACUUCCAAUCUGAGCACUUUGAGUUUAAGGUAUUAUAAAAUAAAACUGGAUUUUGUGUAAUAUAUACUGGGUUAUAUACAUAAUUUAUGAUACCCACGCUUUCGCCCCGCCCAAACAAAGGGCGCCGCCAUCUUGGAUUUCACUCGGACCGCGUGGGUUCACAGCACUUUUGUGUUCAGGCUUGCAUACUGAGUUGGUAACAUGUGGUGGAAAUGCCUGUGUAAGUAAUGCGUGAUUUAAGCAUGACGCACGCCUAAUUUUAGAGUCGUUAUCUAUAAUGUUAAAGGAAAACAACGGGAAAUACCGGAUAUGACCGUAUACAGCUAUUGCAUCACACGACCCCCUCAGUAAACCUUACGUACAUGUCAUUGUCUUCGUUCAUGUUGCGACUUUUCCCGCCAAAUUCUUACGUAAACAAAGCAGGUAGAUAAUAACUGAGCGCCAUUACACGGCGGGGAAUAUACAAUUCACAAAAUUAUCAGAAUGUAGCAUGUGAAUUGUAUAUUCCUAAAUAGUGCAUGAUGACAUGAUGAUGAGGUCAGGUGUAGUUUUGAUAAACCUGACGUCAUUUAUUAUAGCUUACAUGUUUGAUUGUGAAAUAUGCAUUAUGACUGAUUUAACCAGUUCAAACUGGUUCUUGUUUUGGAGUAAUGUUUUUUUAACAGAAUGGGCAGGUAACUUGUUCACAUUUGGUCAAGACUGUUCAAUGUUCAGCCUGUAUCCUAUUCAGAUCCAGUUUUAACCGGUUUAUGCAUCCGUUGAGAUUCCUGUUUAUUCUUAUGCAUGUAUGUGUCACAAACCUGUCAAAGAAAUAGCAGUAUUCUAAACAAAUCUUACACAUUAAGGUGUUCUGUAUUUGAUAUUCACAUUUGUGAGAAAUUUUAUUAUGAAAUUAUAUGUACUACCCUGCCAAAUGAAAUGUUUAUUUGGCCUGAAAGUGGUGUCCUAUCAACUCUUAGAUGUAUACAUUUUUGUAAAGUGGAGAAGUUUUACAAAGGUAAUGAGUCACUUUAUAUUCAAUAUUGAAUGCUACAAUUUAUCAAUAUGUUCCAUUAACAUCAACUUAUUCUUGGCUUUUUUUUUUGAUUUGAAAAUUUUUAAUUUCAGGAAGCCAUAAUUAUUGUUGAACAUCCUGAUACAUGUAUGUUAGAAGUUUACUUGACCUGUAACAAAACAAUUAAUAAUGUUACUUAGUAACUAGAUCAAACUGGUUUGAUCCAGAUAAAUCAUAUAUCACUUCACCAGUAAAAACCAUCAUUCAAAGAUUUUAAAAAUUUGUCACCAGAGGAAGUAAGUUUUGAAGUUGUAGAUUAUCAGUUAAAUAGCUCUUAGAUAUGUACACUUUAUAUCUCUAGAACAUACGUCGUCAUGGUAAUUAAGGGCUUAUUUAGCUAAGUGCGCUUUUUGAAACCAGGUCCAGUUGGAUUUGAAGGUUUUACUUAGGCUGGUACUGUUGUAGGUAUUAUUAACAAUACGAUCUGUGACAAGGAAAUGUUACAAAGUGUAAAUCGACCUUUAACCCCAAGCAUACAAGCCUACACAUACAUACAAAGUGUGAAGAAUAUAUAGAAAUUGUAGCAGUUUUAUCAUAACUGAUUUCAAACAUGUGAAAAAUGACUACUCAAUUUAAUGUGCACUCUACCAGAUCAAAGUUUGUAUUCAAGGUUUGUGGUUUCUAUUUCCUGUUAUACAAUUGUUAUUUUAUUAUUUGUUUUUUUUAACACAAAUAGUAAUAAAGUUUUAUUGAUAACAGUAAAAAGGUAACAAAUUUGUUAUUUAUACUUGGGGUAUGCUAGUAUUAGGUUUUUGCCAUUAUGGAAUCUUUGGUGACAGUAAUAUGUAUGUAUGUAUGUUUGGGUUUAAUGUCGUACUUAGCAAUUUUUCAGUCAUAUGAUGACGAGGAGUUAUUAGGUGUGUGUACACAUAAUGUGUCUUUUUGUGGUAGUGCGAGUCCAUGCCGCCAAAGUGCUGCCACCUCUGAAGAAUUAUGCAAAGACACCAGACAUGACACCCCAACCAAUCACAUUAUACUGACACUGCGCCAACCAGUCCUGAUUCCUUGCUCUGACCUCUUAGUGCUGAGAGUCAAGCAAGGCAGCAACAAGUACUAUCAUUAAAGUCUUUGGUAUGACUGGACCUGGGUAUGAACUGGUGAUCUCCUGACAUCAAGUUGAACACCCUAACCAUUAGGCCACAAACGUACAUGUAUAUGUGAUAAGUUUGGAUGGCAAACAGCUGAUGUCUGGCAAAAAUAUUCCAAAAAUAAAUCAUGGUAUCAUGUGAAACUAAAUU